AUGGCUGCCGCUCUGAACAAGGGCUUAAUAACUCUGGGGAAAGGUUCCCCUGGCAACGAGCCUCCGGCCUUCGUCCUCCCUCCUCGCAACGCCCGGGUCGCCCUCGGGGGAGACGCCCGACUGGAGGGCAAGGUGCGUGGUCAUCCUGAGCCUCAGGUCACAUGGUACAGAGAGGGCAAGCCUGUGAUUGGUGGAGAGCGCUGCGUUGCGGAGCAAGGUGGGCGGGGCACAUUCAGUCUGGUGGUGGGCGGAGUCACAGAGGACGACCUGGGGCGUUACACCUGCCAGGCCACCAAUCAGGCAGGUAGCCGGCAGGUUACCGUGGAGAUCCUUCUGCAAGAGAAUUCUGGGAAGAAAUACGUCCUCCCGUCCUCCAUGAAGACAGGGUGUCGCUCAGCGGUCCCAGCGGUGGAGAACAGGCCCAGUAUUUGGGGCGAGAGUCCACCGAAGUUCAUCACCAAACCGAGCCGAGUGUUCAUCAAGCUGGGACAGAGUGGGAAGUUCUCUGCCAAGACAACAGGACGUCCCCAGCCCCGGGUCACAUGGUACAAGGGGGAGGUGGAGCUUCAGUCUAGUGGGCGGGUCAGUAUGUACAAGCGCUCUGGCCUCCACUUCCUGGAGAUAAAGGAAGUCCAUGUGGACGACGCAGGAAGUUACACGUGUUCGAUCGGCAACAGCACCGGAACAGCAACCGCCACCGCCGAGCUCCACGUCCAAGAUGUUCCUGAGGACUCCUCCAGGACUGUCCACCCAGCUGAGACCACACACACCAGGACAGAGGACAGAGCUGCUCCCAGUGCUCCCAACUCCCAGGCAGAGCAGCCCAGACUCAGGGAGAAGCAGCAGAGCCCCCUCACUCAGGCUGGACAGACUCAGAGAACUACAGUUGCUCCAGUCACAGUCCAGUCAAUCCUCAGACCUGGUCAGACCGGUUCAGUCCAGUGGCCAGCAGCUGUUUCAGGCAGCAACAGGGCUGUGAGGAGGUCGGUGUCGGGGUGCAACCUGCGGUUCGAGGCCAUUCCUCUGGACCAGGAGGCCACAGAGGGAGGACAGGUGGCGUUCACCUGCCAAGUUUCAUCUGUUGCCGUUGCCAUGGUGAGCUGGCUGAAGGACGGGAGGCCGGUGAGGACGGGACCAGGUUUGCAGCAGAGACAGGACGGGACUCGUCUCACCCUCACCAUGGAGAGGGUGAGACAGGUGGACCAGGGAACCUACAGGUGUGUGUCUCAUCCUCCAGUCUUCCUCAGUGAGCUGCAGGACUGCUCUGUCUCAGAGGGUCAGGUCUUCAGCCUGCAGGCCUCUGUGGAGGGAAAACCUGCUCCAUCAGUCUGCUGGCUGCUCAAUGGCCGACUGCAAGGUCGUAGGUCAGAGGUCACAGAGGUCAGAGGAGCAUUUGAGGCUCCGCACUUCAUCAGCCGCCUGACUGACCUGAAGGUGAUGGACGGCAGCAGAGUCACCAUGACGGUGGAGCUGACGGGUCACCCCCCUCCAGAGGUGGUGUGGCUCCAUGAUGGGCAGGAGGUGACGGAGUCAGAGGACUUCCACCUCCUCAGGGAGGAGAACCGCUGCACUCUGCUGAUCCAGGAGGUUUUCCCCGAGGACACGGGGACCUACAGCGUCGUAGCCUGGAACCAGCACGGCCGGGACCAGACCCAGGCCCGGCUCACUGUGGAGGAGCCUCAGGACGGCGUCCAGCCGUGGUUCAUCACCAAACCCAAACCGGUGAGCGGCAUUGUGGGUCAACAUGUCCUCCUGUCCUGUGCCAUCGCUGGAGACCCCUUCCCCCAGUACACCUGGACCAGAGCAGACCUGAGCCGACCUCUGACCUCCGGAGGAGACUAUGAGCUGCUGCAGAAAGAGGACGUCAUCUCCCUGCUGAUCAGGAGACUGAAGAAGCAUCAUGCUGGAGACUACUUGAUCAGCCUGAGGAACUCUGUAGGGGAGUGUGUCGCUGCGGCCAGUCUGUCUGUGACUGAUGGAGAGACGGACAGGACGAGAGGACGAGGAGGACGAGCAGCAGAGGAGACCAGGACAGGAACAGAUCAGAUACUGGUCCUCUAUGAGCUGAACUACAGCUCUGACGCACCCAGACGGGGACUCUACACACCUGAAGCUCUCUGUAGCUUCUGGGACCAGGACCUCAGCAGCAGAACAUGUCACAGAUCCUGGAUCAGACUGAGAGCCCAGAAGUCACUGAGCCCUCAGGAUCCUCAGACCGUCCUGGACCAUGUCUGCGGUGCCAGAGGAGGAGGAGGCGUGGAGCAGAGAGGCAGCAGCAGCAGCUGUGGUGUCAGUCGGCAGUGGCAGGAGGCCAACAAGGAGCAGAAGGAGAACCAGCCUCUCCUGCACCUGCACCAGGAGGAGAAGAGGAAGAAGGAGGGCGACCAGGACUCAGCCGCCGCCACUACUGCUGCCGCCGCUCCCCGAGGCCUCCUCAAACACUGUGUAGAGACCAGGGAGCGUGGAGAAGAGGAGCUGCGACAGAGGGAGGCGCAGCAGCUGGACUUCCGCUCACUUCUGGGACGCCGAGCUUUUCACGCCAAAAACAACCAGGGAGAGGAGUCGAGGGAGGCCGGCCUUGCCACCGCAGAGAACCGCCACCAUCACCAGAUGGAUUUUAAGGCCAACCUCAAGGGUGUCAAACCCAAGUCAGAGGAGGAGCGCAAGGUGAACUCACCGCAGCAGGUGGACUUCCGUGCAGUGCUGGGGAAGAAGGGUGGUGUCGCUGGCAACAGCAACAAACCGGCUGAGACACCUGGAAAGAACGCUGCCGAUUUCCGCUCCGUCCUCGCCAACAAGAAGAAGCCGGAGACUCCCGAGAAGAACGGGGAGAGCGGGAAGAUGGCAGUGAAUAACUGUGUGGACGGAGGGAUUAAUGAGAAGAAGAGCGGAGGAGGAGGAGGAGGAGGGAAGGCACCAGAGUUCACGGAGAAGCUGAGCGAUGUUACAGUGCUGGACGGCCAGCGGCUCCGGCUGCAGUGCCGCCUCGCCGCCGCCACCUCUGGACCUGCAGACGUCACUGUCACCUGGACGCUGGACGGGAAGGUCAUCAAGCCGUCCAAGUUCAUCAUCCUCGCCAAUGAAGGCGGUCUGUGCUCUCUGACCAUAGACAAAGCUCUACCAGAGGAUGAAGGCCAGUAUAAAUGCAGAGCCGAGACCUCAGGAGGAAAAGUUGAAUGUUCCUGUAUGGUUCUAGUAGAUGACCCAACAGAAAACUCUCCGGCUGACAAGAAGUCCAAGAAGUCGACUCCGACCUCAGAGAGUGAAGCCAGGAUAAAGAAACCGACUCCCAAGACCCCCCCGAAACAAGCUCUGCCUCCUCAGAUCCUGCAGUUCCCAGAGGACAUGAAGAUCCUGGCUGGAGAGAAGGUGGAGAUCCUCUGCAAGUUCUCUGGAGCUCCACCCAUCAACUGCACCUGGCUGAAGUUCAGGAAACCAAUCCAGGAGGGCUCGGCUGACAUCUCCAUCCAGAGCAGUGACAGCAGCAGUAAACUGACCAUCUCCAGCGGUCAGCAGGAACACUGCGGCUGUUACACCAUUGAGCUGAGGAACAGCUACGGCCUCCGACAGGCCGCCCUCAACCUCACCAUCGUCGAUAAACCCGACCCCCCAGCAAAGGUCCCAGCAGCCUCAGAUAUCCGGCGGUCCAGUCUGACCCUGUCGUGGUACGGGCCGACCUAUGACGGGGGCAGCGCCGUCCAGUCCUACAACCUGGAGAUCUGGGACUCUGUGGAGCCGCAGUGGAAACACCUGGUGUCCUGCAACAGCACCUCCUACAACGUGCAGAACCUCCUCCCAGAGCGUCAGUAUAAGUUUCGAGUCAGGGCUCAGAACAUUUACGGGAUUGGAGAACCGAGCGCCGAGUCUGAACCCGUCACUGUGGGACUUGUGGACGACGAGAACCAGGACGAGGCUGAGGAGGAGGAUGACGACUCAGAGAAGGAGCCGGACUACAGAGACGUGACCAUCAGAACAGACGUGAAGGUGAAGGAGCUGUACGACGUGGAGGAGAGGCUGGGAACGGGAAAGUUCGGUCAGGUUUUUAAACUGGUGGAAAAAGCCACGAAGAAGGUUUGGGCGGGAAAGUUCAUCAAGGCGUACUCAGCGAAGGAGAAGGAGAAUGUGCGGCAGGAGAUCGGCAUCAUGAACAGCCUCCAUCACCCCAAACUGGUCCAGUGCAUCGACGCCUUCGAGGGCAAGUCCGACAUCGUCAUGGUCCUGGAGAUGAUCUCUGGCGGCGAGCUGUUUGAGCGGAUCAUCGAUGAGGACUUUGAGCUGACGGAGAGGGAGGUGAUCAAAUACAUGCUGCAGAUCAUCGAUGGCGUCAGCUUCAUCCACAAACAGGGCAUCGUCCACCUGGACCUCAAGCCUGAGAACAUCAUGUGUGUCAACAAGACUGGCAGCAAGAUCAAACUCAUCGACUUCGGCCUCGCCAGACGACUAGAAAACGCAGGAACUCUGAAGGUUUUGUUUGGGACGCCAGAGUUUGUGGCUCCAGAGGUGAUCAACUAUGAAGCCAUCAGUUACCCCACUGACAUGUGGAGUAUAGGAGUCAUCUGUUACAUACUGCUUAGCGGUCUGUCUCCCUUCAUGGGCGACAAUGACAACGAGACUUUGUCCAACGUCACCUCAGCAACCUGGGACUUUGAGGACGAGGCCUUUGACGAAAUCUCAGACAACGGCAAAGACUUUAUCACCAACCUGCUGAAGAAAGACAUGAAGACUCGGCUCACCUGUGCUCAGUGCUUUGAACACACCUGGCUGAAACAGGACACCAACACCAUGAAGGCCAAGAAGCUCUCCAAGGAGAGGAUGAAGAAGUACAUCCUGAGGAGGAAGUGGCAGAAAACAGGUCACGCUGUCAGAGCCAUUGGGAGACUGUCGUCCAUGGCCAUGAUGGCUGGAGUCAGCGCCAAGAAAGGAUCUCCCACUGAAGAGGAUAACCAGUUCCUGGAGUGCUUGGAGUACGAGCAGAAGACGGAGUGUAAGCCCAGCUUCAGCUCAGUCAUCAAAGAUGUGGAGGUGGUGGAGGGCAGCGCUGCUCGCUUCGACUGCAAGAUAGAAGGUUACCCCGACCCAGAGGUGGUGUGGUACAAAGAUGACCAGCCAAUCAAAGAGACCCGACACUUCCAGAUAGACUAUGAUGAAGACGGGAACUGCAGCCUGGUCAUCUCAGAGGUGUCAGGCGACGAUGACGCCAAGUACACGGUCAAGGCUGUCAACAGUCUGGGGGAGGCGACCUGCACCGCUGAGCUGCUGGUGGAGGUGAUGGCCGGAGAGGAGGAGGAGGAAGAGGAGGAGGAAGAGUAAAGAAGCCACCGCCUGGACUCCCGCAGGGAGGAGGAGGCAGCGUGGAAGUUGCUCGGGUCCAGACGAGUUCAUCACUCCUCACCUGAGCAGGAAGAACAGGAGGGUGGGGUUUACACACCUGGACAGGACUGCUCACAGGAAACAGGUUUUAAAGAGUAACUCCUCACCUGGCUGCAGGUGACUCCACACUACAAUGUGACAUCACUGCUGGGCGUGGCUUCAGGUGAGAGACUCUGCUGGUCGGCCAGGUGAUGAGUUACUCUUUGACCAUGAGCACCUGCAGCCUUGUAGUCAGUAUUCAUCACCACGGUCACAGACGUAGCUCCGCCCCCACAACGUUUUACUGUUCACGGAAAAAAAAGUCAGAUUACUUCCUGCUUUGUUUCACAGUCUCUCAUUUAGAGGAGCAGUUACUUUCUCACCUGCAACAUGCUUUGUGCUAAACUCCACCCACCCACCUGAAGCCCCACCCCUCUCACACCAGCCUCUUCAUGGAUUUCCUUUGACAGCGCCAUCUAUCGUGUAUGAACCCAGGUUAAUUUUUUUACACUGAUCCACAGAAAAAGAGAACAACCAACAUUUAUCCUCAAAAAUCCACGUUACAUGUUUGUGAUGAAGGAAAUUAUAUAACUAUAAACCAAGAGGAAGAAACACACAAAUGAAACCUGUUGAAUCAGUCCAAUUUUAACGAGUCAUAAAAACAAUAAAUUAGAUUCAGCCUCAGCUCCUUCAGCAUAGGCUCAUGGGAGCUGUAGUUGUUGUCAUGGUUGCGGGACUUUGUGUAUAACUAAACCAUGAAACAUGUACUGUAUGUCACCCAGACCUGGUUCCUGUGGGAGUCCAGGUGAGGAAGAGGAAGGUACGAUGGAUGCAGUGAAGAGGAAGAUGAUGAGCCGUAUAUUCACAGAGUUGAGUAACGAAACAAUAAAGUGAUCCACUUCAAGACAACAAGGCAAAAGACAUCCAGAAGACGCUAAUCGUGCUAGCAAGCUAACAGUGAUUUAAACAAAAUAGAUGAAAAUCACAUUUAUCACUUAAAAAUGAUCCAGAUGUUACCAAUAUUUACCACUGGGUGUUAAAUAUCACUAGAACUCAUAAACACAGAGCUAACUAAUGACAUUUUUCAGCUAAUGCUAACCUAACUAAUGCUAGCUAACAAACAUUAGCUCACAGGUAACUCAGGUUGCUAUGGAGAGUGAAAACAACAGUAAGAAUAUAACUUCUACACAUGAACUGACCUUGAUUGUUAAACUAAAUAAAUGAAUAAAUUAUACGUUAAUUAGUUAAUUGGAUGCAACCCCAAAGCUAACUUCAGGAAUAUCUGACAAUGCUUAGCUAAUGUUCAAGCUAAUAUAAAUUAGCUUACAUUAGCUGAAGUCAGGGCCGUGAGGAGUGUUAAAAUAAAAACCUUGAACCAUUUGAAGAAUAAAUAGAGAACUAACGUUGGUAAGUUAACGUCAUCCUGACUACUGUUAGCUCACCAGCUAAUGAACAUUAGCUAAUUAGGAGGAAAGAUUUGUGCUGUGAGGAGUGUAGCUAACAUCGUCACAAACAUCAGCUAUUGAGAGGAGGUAAUUAAAACUAGGGUUUCUGGGUAAUGAAGCCCUUACUUUAAACCAUUGACACUUACCACUAGAUGCUUUAAUGCUAAUGUGACGCAACUCUGUGGAUAUACAUGAGGCUCAGGAUGAACCAGAGUGACGACGGUGAUGAUGAUAAAUUAUAAUGUUAAUCUUGUUUUCAUUGUUGUUAUGGACCCCCCCCCCCCGAUGUCACUCAGCUUGUCUCCUCCCUCCUGUCCGAGCACUUUUCUCUGUCUUGUUUGUAUUUUUGAGUUUUAGUCCUGAAGCUUCUACAGUUAGCAUCACGUCUGCCUUACAACAUUAGCAUUAGCCUUUAAGCAACAUGGUGACGCUUUAAAUGACAGUUUUCUACCAGACAUCUGUCACAUUGUGGGAUAGUCAUUUUUCCUUUAGCUGCCUUAAAAAUAACAGUUUGUUUACAGUGCAAAACUCCCAGAAUGCACUGUUUAUGUUUACUUUUUCAAACAUCAGCAGUGACAUGGGAAGACGUGAAAACCAGGAAGUGUCUCUGAAACUCAUUUAGUUAGUUUAUGAAAAACACUGAAGACUCAACACUAUGACAUCACAUCCUGUAAUUAUGGAUUAUUUUUCUCAUAGUUACAAUAUAUCUUAUUUUAAAUUUGUAAGUUUGAGAUACUAAGUCACAAUUACAAGAUUUCUUAUUUACAAAAUCUAUCAUAAUUUAUAUCUUGUAAUUAUGACAUAAGGUCCUUUAAUUAUAAACUGGUAUUAUGGUGUAAUAACUUUUUAAUUAUUACCUUGAAAUUAGAUGGUAAAGAUAAAUGAAAAUAUCAAGUUCUUUGAAAAGAUUACAUCCACAAUGACAAAUGUUCUGUAUUUCAGAAUUAUGAGAUAAAUACAGAUCUUGAAAUUUUAAAUAUAAUUAUAAUACACUGAGUUAUAAUUACAGAUCUUAUCUCGUCUUCCAGCCACAUGUUAUAAUGGUGAGAUUAAUAUUAAAUACAUGAGAACUGAAUCUUGUAAUUAGUAUUUCAUAAAUACAAAAACAGAUUUUAUAAUUAUUAAAUCAUAAAGAUAUAGAUUUUGUAAAUAUAAGUUUCUAAGAAUUAGAUAUAACAUCCAACUCAAAUCUUAUUUGUUUUCAUUGCAAAUAAAAAUGAUUUCUGUGAUUUCUGGAACAAUUUAAUAAAUGGUUCUGUUUUCUUCCCUGAGCUUUCAACACCAGCAAAGUAAAAUUAAUUUUCAAAUGAUUUUCUUGAUUUUAUGAAAUUUGAGUUUAAGUAAAUUUGGAUCGAAGUGACAGAGAAACAUUGUCACUGUGUCGUUUAAUGAAAAAGAUUUUUUGUUAAUUAAUAACUGAAAUCUUUGAGGCAGCAGCUCCGUGUUCGGUAGAAAUCAGCCGUGAUUUAAACGUCUGACGUGCUGACAUGUCGUGUCCGCGCUGAUGUCAGAGUCGUUUCUUUGUCACAUUCCAGCUGUUUGUUUGUUUGUUUGUGCUUUGAUCCAUUUAUUUAAAGGCUGAUUCAGUUUUCAACCAGAAUCCAAAGACGCUUGUUUAAACCUCACAGGUGUGUGUUUGUGUGUGGGUGAUCAUCUGCUUCAACUUUACCUGUUUGUGUGUUUGAUGGUUGUUUGUGUUUAAGAAUGUUUUAUUUUUAAACUUAUUUAAUGCACAGAUUCAUAGUAAUAAUAUUAUCAUUUGAGCAUCCGUCUCCAUGGAGAUUCUCAUCAGCACUUAAUUUGUCACGGUUAUUACACCCCCCUCCAUUUUGUUCUUGUAUUAGAUGUAUGUAGAUUAUAUUUGUCUAAUUUUUAUAAAUAUCUAUCAGUUUGAUGAACAUGGACAUGUAAGAAAACGACUGUAGUUACUCACUGAUACCAAAUAAAUUUUUAUCACUAA
Molecule: messenger RNA, 8754 nt
Organism: Seriola dumerili (greater amberjack)
Lineage: Eukaryota; Metazoa; Chordata; Actinopteri; Carangiformes; Carangidae
Gene: mylka
Product: myosin light chain kinase, smooth muscle-like
Exons: 38
Coding region: 1-5310 (1769 amino acids)
Biological process (GO): protein phosphorylation
Molecular function (GO): protein kinase activity; protein binding; ATP binding
Source: RefSeq, a predicted model, not a curated record